This is a messenger RNA of Penicillium cataractarum, 921 nucleotides long. RefSeq lists its product as uncharacterized. Gene Ontology annotation, biological process: transmembrane transport. Bases 1 to 921 code for a protein of 306 amino acids. Gene Ontology annotation, molecular function: transmembrane transporter activity. The transcript has 4 exons. The record is from RefSeq and is a predicted model, not a curated record. Lineage: Eukaryota; Fungi; Ascomycota; Eurotiomycetes; Eurotiales; Aspergillaceae.
AUGUCAUCUGAUUUCUGGGCUGGUUACCUCAGCGGUGCCCUGGGGAUUAUAAUCGGCAAUCCCUUGGAUGUGAUCAAGGUCCGACUGCAGGCAGGCCAUUCAAGAGAUGCAUCUGCCCAAUCACAACUAAGCCGCUUCGAGAAAGCGAGUUCGCUCGUACGAGGUGCGGCUGCUCCAAUUUUGGGAUAUGGAGCUCUCAAUGCGCUGCUAUUCGUGGCCUACAAUCGGUCUUUGAUGGCCAUGGACAGCAGCAUUACAGACCCCACUAACCCGGACGGUGUGCCAUUAUACAAGAUCUGGAUUGCUGGCGCUGCAGGCGGUCUUGCCAGCUGGACUAUUUCAUCUCCGACAGAGUUCAUCAAGUGCAGGGCGCAGCUGGACUCACGUCCAGAGGUCUCGUCCUGGACGGUUGCUAAAGAUAUAUAUCACAAUCGAGGGUGGAGGGGCUUGUACUAUGGGGGAGCAAUUACGAGUGCACGAGAUUCAAUUGGUUAUGGUUUCUAUUUCUGGUCAUAUGAACUUUGCAAACGCUUUAUGACAAUUGAGAAUGAAACGCCUCAUCAGGCUGCUAUGAAGAUUCUCCUCUGCGGUGGCAUUGCUGGCAUUGUCACCUGGGGAUCGGUCUUUCCUCUGGAUAUGGUCAAGACGCGAUUACAGGCACAGACGAUGCAUGACCAUUCUUUCACACAUGUAGCCAGCGAGAACCAAAGUCUUCUACGGCAGCCUCGGGCGACACUGAAUUCCUUUCAGAUGGCCCGAGAGGUCUACCGGGCCGAGGGCAUGGGUGCCUUUUAUCGGGGCCUCGGGAUCUGCAGCAUUCGAGCGUUUAUUGUGAACGCUGUUCAGUGGGCUUGCUACGAAUGGCUGAUGAAGAGCUUCAACAAUGCGAGUGUACCCGUGCCAGUCACUGAACGUAUAUAG